Messenger RNA from Talpa occidentalis (Iberian mole), 1211 nucleotides. It is a transcript of the gene AGXT, whose product is annotated as alanine--glyoxylate aminotransferase. NCBI's taxonomy places the organism in Eukaryota, Metazoa, Chordata, Mammalia, Eulipotyphla, Talpidae. Gene Ontology annotation, cellular component: peroxisome. The record is from RefSeq and is a predicted model, not a curated record. Gene Ontology annotation, molecular function: L-serine:pyruvate transaminase activity; L-alanine:glyoxylate transaminase activity. Bases 33 to 1211 code for a protein of 392 amino acids. The transcript is spliced from 11 exons.
CUGGGCCCCAGGCGGCCGCCCGGGCGCGGACCAUGGCCACCCACCAGCUGCGGGUGCCCCCGCCCCCGGCGCUGCUCCGGCCCCUGACCCUCCCCAGCCGGCUGCUGCUGGGGCCCGGCCCCGCCAACCUGGCGCCCCGUGUGCUGGCGGCCGGCGGCCAGCAGAUGAUCGGCCACGUGCACAAGGAGAUGUUCCAGAUAAUGGACGAGAUCAAGCAAGGCGUCCAGUACGUGUUCCAGACGCAGAACCGCCUGACGCUGGCCUUGAGCGGCUCCGGCCACUGCGCCCUCGAGGCUGCCCUGGUCAACAUCCUGGAGCCGGGGGACUCCUUCCUGGUCGGGGUCAACGGCAUGUGGGGGCAGCGGGCCGUGGAAAUCGCCGAGCGCAUCAAAGCCCGUGUGCACCCGAUGGUCAAGGGCCCUGGAAGCUACUUCACGCUGCAAGAUGUGGAAAAGGGCCUGGCCCAGCACAAGCCGGUGCUGCUCUUCCUGACCCACGGGGAGUCCUCGAGCGGCAUCCUGCAGCCCCUGGACGGCUACGGGGAGCUCUGCCACAGGUACGGGUGUCUGCUCCUGGUGGACUCGGUGGCAUCUCUGGGCGGGGCCCCCAUCUACAUGGACCAGCAAGGCAUCGAUAUCCUGUAUUCGGGGUCCCAGAAGGCCCUGAAUGCCCCCCCAGGCACCUCGAUUAUCUCCUUCAGUGAGAAGGCCAAGAGCAAGAUCGACGCCCGCAAGACGAAGCCUUUCUCCUUCUACCUGGACAUCAAGCUGCUGGGCAACUUCUGGGGCUGCGACGACCAGCCGCGGACGUACCACCACACCACCCCCGUGGUCAGCCUGUACAGCCUGCGCGAGAGCCUGGCCCUCCUGGCCGAGCAGGGCCUGGAGAACAGCUGGCGGAAGCACCGGGAGGCCACCGAGUACCUGUACGGGCGUCUGCAGGGGCUGGGCCUGAAGCUCUUCGUGAAGGACCCUGCCCUGCGGCUGCCCACCGUGACCACCGUGGCCGUGCCCGCCGGCUACCAGUGGAAGGACAUCCUGCAAUACCUCAUGGACCACUUCGGCAUCGAGAUCAUGGGUGGCCUGGGGCCCUCGGUGGGCAUGGUGCUGCGCAUCGGCCUGCUGGGCUACAACGCCACGCGCGAGAACGUGGACCGGCUGACGGAGGCGCUGCAGGAGGCGCUGCAGAACUGUCCCCGGAACAAGCUGUGA